AUGAUGAUAAUGAUGAUUGGGGCGGUGGUGGUGGAGUUUUUGAUGAUAAUGAUGAUGAUGAUGAUGAUGAUGAUGAUGGAGUUGAGGAAGAGACUUCAUCAACACCUUACUCGACAAAGUUCACUUUAUGAAUCCCAAGAAUUGAAAAUUGAAAUGCCUGAUGAACAAACUUCGGACUACAAUGGUUCAAUCAAUGGCUCACAUAGUCUUCGAAACUCAACAACCGGUGAUUUGAAAGAAGAAGUAGUCUCUGCAUUUACAAAUCCAGCUUUUAUCCAAGACGAAACUGAAAUAAAAUUAACGGCAGCAGAAGAAGAAGCAGAACAAAGUCUGAAUGAUUUGACAAAUCGACUUGAGGCAGAGGAGAACAAAGGUAUGAUCGUUGACAGUUAUAAUCCAUCUGAAAGUGACAUUGAGUUGGAUCCAAUAAAUGGCUACGAAAAUACCCCUCCGAAAUUCGCUGAGGCAACUCCAAAGGAUUAUGAAAAUGUUCCACAUACUUUUAAAUCCACUGAUCUGCCGGAAGAUUACCCAGCUAAUGAUCAAAACGAAGCAGAUUCUGAAAAUAAUACAAACGAGAACAUGGACGACGAUGAGGAACCACAUCCGGACUAUGAGUUAAAGGCGGUUCGAUUUUCUGCGCAAGUACUUGAUACAGAAGAAAAUAAAUUCGAACCACUGAGAGAAAAGGAGGACAAACCAGAUCUAAGAAAAGACGAAGAAUCUGGAGAAGACCUUGAUGAUGAAGAGAAUAAUGUAGAGUCAGGUGAACAUGUGAAUGAAGAAUUGGAGGAAGACAAAGAUGAUUUUGGUGACGGAAUAGAAAACGAACGCACUGAUGAGGAAAUUCUGUCUCCGAACGAAGUUCUGCAAGAUGAAAAAAGUGAAAACGAGGAAGACAUUCCAAAUUUUUCUUUUGAUACAAAAAUGUAA
Messenger RNA from Magallana angulata, 933 nucleotides. Its product is annotated as midasin-like. Lineage: Eukaryota; Metazoa; Mollusca; Bivalvia; Ostreida; Ostreidae. The record is from RefSeq and is a predicted model, not a curated record. The coding region runs from base 1 to 933 and encodes 310 amino acids. The transcript is spliced from 2 exons.